GAUAGCCCAGCCUGAAGUUUUAGGCUCCCUGUGGCCACGCCGCCCUUUGAUGGGUGCCUCGUUGUGCCAGGAAAAAAAAAAAAAAAAGGAAAGAGAAGGAGUGGGCAGGUCUAGGUGAAGUCAUCCCAGUAAAGGUUAAUAGCUGGGAGGUAACACCUUCUCACACCACUGAAGAGAGAAUGGUUGCCCCCAGCUGCCUGUCACAGUACUGGGAGUAAGAGGUGACCUAUUUAUUUUUAGAAGGGGACAGUCAUCAUAACCUGGCUCUUAGCUUCAUUCAAGGCAGGCAGGUGCUUUGGAAGUUUGUAAACACCUACUUUCUGAGUAAGAGAGGAGAGCUUUUUUCCCCAGAGGAGGGGACUUGACGACCAGGGAUCUUCCCUCCUGCUACUUGCUGGUGAGUGGAGAACAAGACUUUCUAGCACACGAGGUCUGCAGCCCCGUCCACUCGGUCAGUGUUUUUACAGGGCAGAAAUGCCUGAAGCUGAUGACUUUGGACCAGGCCAAAGAUGUCAAGCUCUGUCAGCUGCUGAAGACAGAGCUGUCUGUGCCCAUGAAUUCCUUUAUGGAAUUUAAAGUCUAAUGGGGAAGUCAACAUGACAGACAGAAAUUAACGACAAUUGAUAAUUGCUACAAAAGAAAAUGAGAAGAUGCCAUGCCUGUCAGCAACAGCUCCUUCUCACCCUGCUUUCUCAUGGGUGAACUGGAGGUGCUCCAGUCCCAGCCUUGCAGCUGGGAAGUUAUCAAUUCCAAACCAGAUGAAAGACCCAGGUUCAGCCACUGUAUUGCAGAAUCAUGGAUGAAUUUCAGCAUAUUUCUUCAAGAAAUGUCUCUUUUUAAACAGCAGAGCCCUGGCAAGUUUUGUCUCCUGGUCUGCAGUGUGUGCACAUUUUUUACAGUCUUGGGAAGUUACAUUCCUGGAGUUAUACUCAGCUAUCUACUGUUGCUGUGUGCAUUUUUGUGUCCCCUAUUAAAGUGUAAUGAUAUUGGACAAAAACUAUACAGCAAAAUCAAGUCAGUUCUGCUGAAGCUAGAUUUUGGAAUUGGAGAAUAUAUUAAUCAGAAGAAACGUAAGAGAUCUGAAGCAGAUAAAGAAAAAAGUCACAAAGAUGACAGUGAAUUAGACCUUUCAGCUCUUUGUCCUAAGAUUAGCCUCACGGUUGCGGCCAAAGAGCUGUCUGUGUCUGACACGGACGUGUCCGAGGUCUCCUGGACUGACAAUGGGACCUUCAACCUGUCAGAAGGGUACACUCCACAGACAGACACUUCUGAUGAUCUUGACCGACCGAGCGAAGAAGUUUUCUCUCGAGACCUUUCCGAUUUUCCAUCGGUAGAAAACGGCACGGGAACAAAUGAUGAAGAUGAAUUCAGCCUUGGCUUGCCCACUGAGCAAAGGAGAAAAAAAGAGCAGUUGGACAGCGGUCUCAGAGCGAGCGGAGAGAGGCAGUCGGCAGCUGGUCUCACCCUUCCUUUGAGCAGUGACCAAACCUUUCACUUGAUGCGCAACCUGGCUGGGGACGCCAUCGCGGCCGCAGUGACAGCAGCCAUCAAAGAGCAGUUGGAAGGUGCGCAGCAAGCACUUUCUCAGGCUGCCCCCAGCCCAGGCGAUGACACAGACCCUGAGGAAGGUGAUGACUUUGAACUACUUGACCAGUCAGAGCUUGAUCAAAUUGAGAGUGAAUUGGGACUUUCACAAGACCAAGAAGCAGAAGCACAGCAAAAUAAGAAGUCUUCGGGCUUCCUUUCAAAUCUACUCGGAGGCCCUUAGUCUGGGAAUCAACUUGUUCAACACAGCACAGAUGAAACUACCAAAAAAAUUCAAACAAGCAAAAAAAAAAAAAAAGAAGAAAAAAAGAAAAGGAAAAAAAUUUUUUGAACUGUGAGCUUUACUGAUUACUUCAGAUUUUUUUUCUUAUUUUCCCUUCUGCAGUGAAUUAAUUGGGUAUAUAUCAGCUGAUACUGAUUUCCUAUAGUUAUUUUUAUGUAAUAAGCAUGGAAAUGAACUUUAUAUACAUAUAUAUACAAACUGUGUUGUCAGAGAUGAAUAUUAGAGGUUGUUUUUAAAGCAAAAACACCAAAUUAUUGGGAUCCUCCUAUAAGUAUUCCUUAUUUUUUUUCUUUACAAUUAAUUUUUCAAGCAUGCAAAAACAGUUUAUUGUAACUCACUGAUAUAGUAACAAUUAGUUGUGAAUACAAGGAGUAUCAGCUCCUUUGUUACUGAUACUUGGAAACAGUUAAAAAAUUUUGGUAGAUUCUGAUUUAAAAAAAACAAAAAUUAUCAAGUUAUCUUUAGUUGAAGGACUUGGGAAAUAUUAUCAAAAUUAAUUUCCUAGGAAAAAUUUUAAAAAUAUAUUUAACUACUCUGCAUAGGCUGAUACAUUUCCAUGUUACUUCUGCAGUUAUAGACUUAGGCUUACCUGUAGUAAAUGGCAUGCUCCAUGGACUGCCAGCUCUGGUCUUGGCAAUGGGUGAUAUUAACCCAUAGAAAGCAAGUAAUUAUAUAUCACAUAGACAGUGGUUUUGAUGUAAACAGAGACUGGGCUGUGUUUUGUUGUUCAAUUGUCAUGUAUUUGUGAUAGAGAUGUUGUAAAGUGCGGGUCUAUUCUGCCUGCUCAGACCUAAGUUAAACCCUCAUCUUUCAUGUUAUGUCAUAGAAAACGUCUCUUAAAGUUGUGAAGCUAGUUCCUGGUAUGUUCUAGGAGUGAUGCUGUCAUCAGCAUUAGAGAAACAGUGACUGUUUUCGUAGUCUGUAUGGAGUCUGCAACAGGAGAGAAAUUUGCUUGGCUUUAAGGUGUAUUUAUUUGCUCCUGAAGUCUAAAUAUGUCAUCUGUUUCUACUGGGAAGCCAGAAUAUAUUUUUCCUUUAUUUUAAACUUUUUAGAUCACCUUCAAAUAACCAAAUUUGACUUAGGCUUUUAACAAAGGGUUUAGCAGAAAUCAAGCUAAUUUUGUUUUUGUAAUACAAACUUUUAAUAGUGUUGAGGGACCAUGUCAGCCAACUACCAACAAUCCCUUCAAUCUUCAGGUACAGCUGGCAUUUCUACAGAUGCAUACAGACAUCUGAGACCCUCAGAAAGGAAGGAUAAUCCAAGAAUAUAGGGAAUCUGUGGUCCCUUCCCUUCAUUUUAUUCCUUUCCUUAUAUUUCUAAAAGACAAUAGGUAAUCUGAUGUUUUAACGUAGCAUCUCUUAUUUAUUUUUUCUUUCUGAGGUAUUAAAAUAUCUAGACUGGAUUUUGCCAAAUCUUAAAGGGAGAAAAGUUAUCGAGGACUUUGAACACUUGCUUUUUUGAGUUGACUAUGCUUAAUAUGUUGUUAGUGCCUCAUGACUGUGUUUGAUGUCCUUUAUCGAUACAAAGUGAGCCUGUGCCUUCAUUUUCUUGCCCAUUUUGGUACAAAAACCUGGUGUUAGAUCUAUGAACUGUGUGGGUUAGGGAGGAAUAUACCUGAAUUCUAUUCAAUACAAGUUUCUGGACAUAAAGAAAAAUACAGUCACAUAUUUAUAAAAUA
Messenger RNA from Zalophus californianus (California sea lion), 3506 nucleotides. RefSeq names its product reticulophagy regulator 1 (gene RETREG1). Gene Ontology annotation, cellular component: endoplasmic reticulum membrane. Gene Ontology annotation, biological process: reticulophagy; negative regulation of neuron apoptotic process. The transcript is spliced from 8 exons. Lineage: Eukaryota; Metazoa; Chordata; Mammalia; Carnivora; Otariidae. The coding region runs from base 656 to 1768 and encodes 370 amino acids. The record is from RefSeq and is a predicted model, not a curated record.